Sorex araneus (European shrew) is the source of this 4043-nucleotide messenger RNA. RefSeq names its product NSF attachment protein beta (gene NAPB). The coding region runs from base 94 to 990 and encodes 298 amino acids. Gene Ontology annotation, molecular function: soluble NSF attachment protein activity; syntaxin binding. The record is from RefSeq and is a predicted model, not a curated record. The transcript is spliced from 11 exons. Lineage: Eukaryota; Metazoa; Chordata; Mammalia; Eulipotyphla; Soricidae. Gene Ontology annotation, cellular component: vacuolar membrane; terminal bouton; synaptobrevin 2-SNAP-25-syntaxin-1a complex. Gene Ontology annotation, biological process: intracellular protein transport; SNARE complex disassembly; regulation of synaptic vesicle priming.
CCCUGCCCCGCCCCGCGCCCGCGGCGAGACGAGAGCUGAGGCUCGGAGGGCGCCAGGAGCUGCGGCGUGUCUGUGGAGGCGGCGGCGGGCACCAUGGACAACGCGGGCAAGGAGCGUGAGGCCGUGCAGCUGAUGGCGGAGGCCGAGAAGCGAGUCAAGGCCUCGCACUCGUUCCUUCGAGGGUUGUUCGGUGGAAAUACAAGAAUAGAAGAGGCUUGUGAAAUGUAUACCAGAGCUGCAAAUAUGUUCAAGAUGGCUAAAAAUUGGAGUGCUGCAGGAAAUGCAUUUUGUCAGGCAGCCAAGCUCCAUAUGCAGCUUCAAAGCAAGCAUGACUCUGCUACCAGCUUUGUGGAUGCUGGAAAUGCCUACAAAAAGGCAGACCCCCAAGAGGCUAUCAACUGCUUAAAUGCAGCCAUCGACAUUUACACAGACAUGGGACGCUUUACAAUUGCAGCCAAGCACCACAUUACCAUUGCUGAGAUCUAUGAGACUGAGCUUGUGGACAUUGAGAAGGCCAUCGCCCAUUAUGAACAGUCAGCUGAUUAUUAUAAAGGAGAAGAAUCCAACAGUUCAGCUAACAAGUGUCUGCUGAAGGUGGCCGCAUAUGCUGCUCAACUUGAACAGUACCAGAAAGCCAUCGAGAUCUAUGAGCAGGUUGGGGCAAACACGAUGGAUAAUCCUUUGUUGAAGUACAGUGCAAAGGAUUACUUCUUUAAAGCAGCCCUCUGUCAUUUUAUAGUAGAUGAGUUGAACGCCAAGCUUGCUCUUGAGAAAUAUGAGGAAAUGUUUCCAGCAUUUACUGAUUCACGAGAAUGUAAAUUAUUGAAAAAACUUCUAGAGGCUCAUGAAGAACAGAAUAGUGAAGCUUACACUGAAGCAGUGAAGGAAUUUGACUCCAUAUCUCGUCUGGAUCAGUGGCUCACUACCAUGUUGCUCCGCAUCAAAAAGUCCAUUCAGGGGGAUGGAGAAGGAGAUGGAGACCUAAAGUGAAACUUUUUCUGUCUUUGUGGCAUGCGGUUAACUCCUCUUUAGUUUCAUCUCAGGGCCAACUGAUCUCCUGGGAUACUCUUUAAUGGCUUUAUUUUGUUGCACAUGAGCCAAAUGAUGUGUAUUAUUUAAGCUGUGUUUGUGUCACUGUGAAGCAGACAGAUAGGAAGCUCUCACUUGUAUAUAGUGGGUAGAUGGGCUACUUUAGUCUUAUCAGGCACCUCAGGGCUUUCUGAGCCUAUACUGUUGUCAGAUCCGAUCUUAUAAGGUCUUCUUAUUUCUGUUAUUUUAGUAUUUUCAGAGCCCAUGUUUAAUUUUAUCAUGUAAUUUUAAGUUGCAACCCAGUUCUACUAGAUGCUUUGCCUAUUCUCUAUAAACUGGCAUCUGAUUGUAGUCUCUAAAUAUAUGUCAUUUACGAUGGUUGUUAGGAAUGAAUUUAUGAUAUUUCUCAUUAGAGUAGUUUUUUGUUUGUUACCUUGUGAUUCUUUAGAUUAUGCUAGUGACCAUCAAAAUGCUUUUAUCUAUUGCUUUGUGUGCUAACUAAUGUGCAUGCAAAAAUUCAGGACUGGAUCUGAUUCUGCUAAGAAUCACUUACAUUGUGAGAAAAUGGAGCUUCCUGGCAAUGCUUGCUUAUAUGUGUGGAUGAAUGAAGGUCAGUUUGACUAAUUUAUGCUUAUCCAAACAAUCUAUAAGAAAGAGAAUUUUUACAUACACAAUCUUUUUUUGUUGUGGUGGUUGUAUUUUUUUUUUCUUUUUGGGUCACACCCAGCAAUGCACAGGGAUUACUCCUAGCUAUGCACUCAGGCAGUGCUCAGGGGACCAUAUGGGAUGCUGGGAAUCAAACCUGGGUCAGCCGCGUGCAAGGCAAACGCCCUACCUGCUGUGCUAUCACUCCAGCCCCCAAUCUCUUUUUUUUUUUUUUUUUUUUUUUUAGUCAUACCCAGCGAUGUUCAGGGGUUACUUCCUGGCUCUGCAUUCAGGAUUGAACCCGGGUCUGCCAUGUGCAAGGCAAAAGCCCAAUCCCCUGUACUAUUGCUUUGGCCCCCAUACACAAUCCUUAAGAGACUGAAUUUUCCCUUUUUCUCAAAGUGGAGAUAGUUUCCACUUUUGUGAUGAGAUUUCCUUUCUUUAUGUUAACAUAAAGGUAUUUUAACUGGGACAUCCUUUGUUCUCCUGUUUAUAUUGUUUCCUACUUUAAGAUGGUUUCUCUGAGCCACAGACUUGUAACUCUUGUCACAGCCAGAAUAUUAUCUAAAUCAACACUUGAGAAUAUCAUUCAUUUAUCCAUUUAUCGAAUGUGAUGGACUAGGGGAAAUAAUUUUCUGCUUAGCUGGUAGAAUUGUAUAAUGUGUGUUUAUGUAACAUGUGUUUAUAUAAUACAUGCUCUCAUACUUAUGAUCUUGAUUCCUACCCCUUAUGAUAUACACUGACAUUUUUCUUUAGACAUAGGACUGAGCCCUGUUGCCCAAAUAUAUUCUCUGCAUUUUUUUAAGUUUCAGUAAUUUGUGUUUGAUGUUAACUUGCUACCUACCAAACAUAUAUAACCUUCCCCCCACCCCCCCCAAAUUGAGACAGUGGUCAUCCAUGACAGCUAGUGAAAUUUCCCAUCUUAUAUCAAAUAGUAACAAAAAUCUGAAUGGUGUUUUAAUUUUUGGAUGUUUUUCAACUUGGAUUUGUAGAACUUUGUUGAACAAAAGUAGAAUUGGUGAGACUGUGUGGGAUAGAUGGCACAGAAGAUUUAAUGAGUCAAUCAGGGAUAAAGGAAUAACAGGGAAGGAUACAAAGAUGGGCUAGGUGAGGCCCUGUCACGAAGAGAAUGUCAUGGAUGGCUGUGAUUAAGAUGUGAAGUAUGUGGAGUCAUCAGUGAUGUCGCUGUCACUUAGAGGUACACAAGAUGGACCAUAAAUUAUGUGCACUCUGGCAUUUGGCUCUGAAAUCUCUUGAGGAUGACUUCCUUCCUUAAAAGGACUGGGAUUGGCUGAUACAUACACUUAAUUUGUAAUAGGUCAUUUAUUAGAAUCUCUUACGAAAAAUAAGCAGAGAAAAAAAGUGGGGCCUUGCUACUUUAACACGUUUGUUCCCCAGGCAUCUUGGUGUCUCUGUCAUGCAAAGUGAGGCCUGGCUUCUUUCACGGCCUCUGUUUCUGCAGCAAGUCUGUCCAAAUGGAAAGCAUGGAAAGUUAAGACCAGAUGUCUCAAGACAUUUAUUUCUGUUUAGCUUUUAUCAUGAUCUACUAAGAAGAUACUAUCGUGAUUACGGCUUUUAAAAAGUAGCACAGGAAACAUUUGAUUGUUGCUUGUUUAUAUGGAAAUUAACACUUGUAUUAGUUUCUAAUUUAAAUAUUCAUUUUGGGGGUUUUAAUACUUCACAUGGAAAGAAUAAAAAUAAUUGCAUGGACUAAAAUAAAGCUGACAGAAAAUAAAUAGAAGAUUAUAGGGGGGAAGUCCCAUUAAUAGCCAAAUUUUCUUCCUUCAAAUGCCCUGUCAUAUAAGAUAGUAAAGCUGUGAUCCAGAUUUCUGAGUUAGGUUUUCCAGAUUUAGAGGGAGUGAUUUAUGAACUAAAGAAGCUUUGAUUUAUGUCACAUUUCUUGUAGUUUAGCUCAUCUGGGGUUCACACAGAGUCAGUUAAGAUUUCUUAUGGGAAAGCUUUGCUUUUCUGUGGCACAUUUUUAUAGCUUGUGAGUUCCUUUUUUAUUUAGUAAUUUGAAAACAGUAUUUUUGCACUUGUGGUGUGAUGUGUGAUGGUGUCACUGUAACCAAACUGUGUGCAUUUAUUGUUUCCUCUUAUACUGUAUAUUUAAAAUGUCCAAAUGCAAACUUUUGUGGCUUUCUUUGAAGGACUUGGCAACACGCAUGCCCCCUGUGACCCACCUGCCUGAGGUACGAUCCCUGAUCAGGAACAGAUUUCUUCAUGUGAGGUUCAGGUUAGAGACUGCAGUGUUCUCCCUUAUAUCCAUGGGCAGACAAUUCUAAUAGGAAAAUUAAAUGACAGUAAAUAUUUCUUAGAGUAUGUAUGUUUUAUGUGAAACUGUACAGCAAAUAAAGUGGAAAUUAUGA